Molecule: messenger RNA, 1357 nt
Organism: Centruroides sculpturatus (bark scorpion)
Lineage: Eukaryota; Metazoa; Arthropoda; Arachnida; Scorpiones; Buthidae
Exons: 4
Coding region: 55-1131 (358 amino acids)
Source: RefSeq, a predicted model, not a curated record
UAUUGCUUAUAUAAAUCUUGCAUUCUCCUAAACUGAUUUACUAAAUUAUUUUUCAUGUUUUGUUAUUCUUUAGUUUCUGAGUUUGAAGUGAAAGAUCCUGAUCAAACUCAAAAGUACGAAACUCACUUAGAACAGAGCAGCUGUGCAAAAUGUAAUUCAGAGAAAUACUUAAAAGACGACAAAGACGAAAAAGUGUCUGAAAAUAUAAUUCCAAACAGCACAAGUGAAGAAACUUCUUGUGAACUCGAUGCUACAAAACAGUUUCCGAUUAAAAACGUGCCAGAAACUCCAUUGUCUCCUGCACAAAUCACAUCGAUUGUAAACGGCGGUUAUACAAUACGACCAUUAUAUAGAGCGUUUUUGGAUCUGGAAGAAAAUUCGUUAGUAUGUGAUGUAAUAUAUGAAGAGGACGAGCUUAACUAUGAAGACGAUCUAUCGGAAACAUCUGAUGAUCUGUCUUAUAUAAAUAGCAUGGAAUCAGAUAUCAUGUCAAUUGAAGACGGAAUUUCUGAUAACAUAAAUAGAAACGAAGUAUUUGACAACUGUAAUGUGAAAGAAAAUAUAAUAACGGAUCAAUAUCAUUCGUCUGUUUAUGAAAGAUGUGAAUUAGAGUCGACUCCUGUUCAUGUGAAAUCAUUCGAAUUAAAUUCAACAAACAAAAUGGAUGAAUUUUUCGACGAAUUACCUGCGUCCGAUUGUGAAAACAUUGUAGAUGAAUAUUCUUCGUUCAAAAAUCCUAGCAAAGUACUUGAAAAAAACUUCAUUACAAAAUUACCUAAUACAAAUGAAUACAUAAUAGAAAAUGAAUUUUUACCAAUUCGGUUUAAUGAAAGGAAAUUUUCAUUAAAUAUGAAAGAUUCAAAAAUUAAUGAAAAUGUUGCAAAUGAUGCAGUCGGAUCAGAAGAAUUUGAUAAAGAAAACAAUAAGAAAGACAAAAAGGACAAAAUCCAAAUCGUAAAUGAAUUUCCUGAUUUGGAAGAAAUCAAUUAUUGUGGCUCUCAAUGUUUAGUGGAAGAAGUAUCCAAGCCACAAACAAAAAAAGAAAAGGAGACAAGAUGCAUGGACGUCUUCAGAUACGUUCUUCGCAGGCUUGGAAAUUUACUUCUCCCUUGCCUGAGAACAAAAGAUUAAUAACUUCUUCAAUGAAACCUGCACGUGAAUUAAAAAAUGAGUAUAAUUUGCCGUGCUGUAAUAACUAUACUUGAUAAAAAAUAUAUCGUGAUUAUAUUUUUCGUUUGAUCUUUUCAAAAUUCUAUUUAAUUAUUGUAAAAAGUAAUUAGCAAACAUUUAAAUAAAAAUAAAAAAUCUCCCUUUGGUUGGUGUUGCAUUUUUAUUGAAUUUUCGCCAUUCUUUAAUG